This is a messenger RNA of Apis dorsata (giant honeybee), 3244 nucleotides long. RefSeq names its product INO80 complex subunit D. NCBI's taxonomy places the organism in Eukaryota, Metazoa, Arthropoda, Insecta, Hymenoptera, Apidae. The record is from RefSeq and is a predicted model, not a curated record. The transcript has 2 exons. Gene Ontology annotation, cellular component: nucleus. The coding region runs from base 1442 to 2986 and encodes 514 amino acids.
GUAAAAAUGAAUAACGAAAAACAAUCUAAAUGUUUCUAAUAGAAAUAAUCAAAAUUUUGUAAAAAUAUAUUUUUGUAAAUUAUCAUAUAAAAUUAGUUAACACUUAAAAUGGACGCAAAAUGUUUGUAUACCAAAUUCAUAAUGAUAAUACAGUGAAUUCAAAGAUUUUUCGCAUCAGAAACUGUUCGUGUGUGCAGUGUCCGCCAUUUUGCUUUCUUUACAUCUGACAUGUCUUUCUAAUGUUAUUAUCGAUGAAUGCUGGAAUUUGUGCGUGAAUCUUCAAUCCCGUUGAAGUGUAUUUUGCAUGAAAAAGGUCGGAUUGCUUCUGAUUGGGCAACAACCUCUCUCAUUGUUGGGAAUAAUUUUCAUUGUUCCAACCUCGGUUAAACUAAACGAAACGAGUCCAUAAAGAAAACUUCGUGAUAGUAUUUGUGAAUAGUUUACCCUUGUUAUAGGAUAUAAAUAUGCUGCAAGAUUCAUUUUAUGAAUCUUUCUGACUGUAUUAUUGAAAUUCGAUUACAGUAUUUUGCAUAGUGUCAUAUUACCUAUAUAAAGUGAACAUAACCAAACAGUGUUGAUAUCCAACAUAGUGCACUCAUGUCAACACUAGAGAUAAAAUGUUUAUUAAUAUGGCUUUGUCUUAUCAGAAAUUAUCAGAACUUUUAGAAUCCACAUUUAAUGUUUUGAUGUUUCGUGUAAUGCAAUUAUUAAAAAAUGUAUAGAGUAUAUUUAAUUUGAAUUGCUAUGCGAGGCAAGGAUUAUUUUUAUCCUGAUCUAGCCAUGGACUAAGUUCACGCUUAUUGCUUGAACCAAGAGAAACUUUGAUAUCCAUCUGACAUAUUAUGUACAGAAAUAUGCAAAUUUAAACUUAGUGAUACAUAGCUUUAACUCAUCUAAACAAUUGACUGCUAAAGUAUUAUUUGCACUUUUGAAACACAGAAAUUUUAUUGUCAUUUAAAUAUAUAAGAUUUUUUGUAAGAUUCCACUACAUAAUUUGAUACUGAAUAUAGGUAUAUAAUAGAUAAUCAAUUUUAAUGUUUCUAUUAAAGUAUAAUCCAUGACAAAACUAAGUUUUGUAUAUAUGCAGAUACAUGUAAAUAACACAGCCAAAUGCACAUUAAUAUUAUUAGCAUAAGUAGUACAUAUGACUAUUUUAUAAUUUAUUAUAUUUUGUACAAAAAUUCAUUUUAUUAGUUGUAUCAUCUUGAUGCAUAUAUAAACAUUAAUGUGUCUAAAGCAAAUGUAAGAAAUACCAAUCUGUGAUAUAAUACAAUAAAAAUAAUUUUUUAUUUUUUUAUUCUCAGUAUUAUGAAUUCAGAAAUAUUUAUGUAUGGAUUUGGAUUUAAGCAUAUGGCGUGAACUAAGUUUUAUCUAGAUAAGAGGAAAGAUUUGGAGGGUUUGAGAAUGCAGGUAGAACAGGAUACAAGGAAAACGGUAAUCAAUGAAGGUCCCUAUAUCCGAAAAUUCAAACAUGGACAAUAAAUUAAAGUUUUCGGAUCGCUUAAAGGCUUUGCUGAAAACUGAGGUUCGUCAAGAUGUCGAUCCCUAUAUUUUCAGUGAACCAGAGCCAUUUAGUACACAUACAACAGGAAGAAAUGUUACAGUAGUGUCAUCUAAAAAUUCUAAAGUAAUGCAAAAUUGUAAAAAUAAUAAAACUAAAGGAAAAUGUAUGAAACAAAGAAUAAGGAUAACAUCCGUAUCAGAUGCGGAAUUCAAAGCUGUACAAGAUCGUGCUGUAGAAUUAGAUGCUGACUGUAAUGUUGGUGGUGGCAAUGGUGAUGGUGAACAUAUAGAUUAUAAAUUUGCAAAAGCAAUUCAACAAAAACAACAUCAUAUUGAAAAUUUACAAAGACUAAAGAAUAGGAGGCAAAGUCGGGACCACAUGUUAUUGUAUUAUCCUAGAGCUGGAGAUGAAAUAUCAGAUAGUGAUUCUAGUGGAGAUGAAAUGACAAUUUAUCAACAUUAUUGGUUUUCUGGAGAUAAUACUUCAACAUUGAAUCGUUCAGCUCGUCUUUCUCAAUUGCGUUCUCAAUUGAGACGAAGAUUACUUCAAUUACAUAAAGGUGGAACAGACUCAGAAAUUUUGUUACGUGAUAGAGCUAAAUGUUUAUUGGAAGCUGCUUAUAAGGAUCCUGCAUCUACAGCAAGAGCUUUAAGUGGUUCUCCAAGUACAAGUAAAGUAAUAGAUGGACCACUUUUAGUUGGUGGACUCUGUGGAGCUGAAGGAUGUCAACAGACAUCUUUGCCCUGUACACGUCAUUGUUCUCGUCAUAUUAUGUUGAAUGGAGAUCAACUUUUAUUUGAACAUUGCACUGCCAAAUUUAGUGAUAAUACACAAUGUUGUAUUCCUGUGUUUGAUGUUGCACAUGAAUUACCUCUUUGUCCAGAACAUGCAAGGAAGAGAGAUAAUUAUCAUCGUAAAGCACAAGAGUCUAAACCAAAGAAAACUCGUAAAAAACCAACAUCUCCCACAAUUCCCAGGCCUAAACCAAAAUCUAGGCCAAAGAAACGAAAGCGGCCUCCUGUGAACAAACUUGAGACUAAUAAAGAUCCUACAGUUAUACAUGAAGAAAGUCAAUAUUUGAAUCAAAUAAACUCUAGUGAAAAUCAGACAAAAGCUUUGAAUAAUUUGAAUACUGUAGUGCAAGGAAGUUCAAAUUCUGCUAACUUAAAUCUAGGAUUAGGAUUAGGUCUUGGAGGAGGACUUAAAGUAGAUUUAGGAGAUCAUGAAGUGUUUCCUUCUCUGGAUCCUGCAGAGCAUGAUUUUGGCAAUGUGCUCAAUAAUUUACCUGCUGAUGCUUUUAAUGACUUAUUCAUUGAGGGUAGAAAUGGGGAAUAUGAACCAUCAAGAGAAGAGGAAGAAGAAUUAGAACGAGCAUUAGAGGCAGUAGAUAAGGACGUACGAAAUUUGGAAAGAAUGGGACAAACACAUGGACUUUUAGAGCCAGCCUUAUUGGCUCAACUCAUGUCAGACAUUGCUUCGUAGCCCCGUCUAUUUUAUUAAGAUAAUGAUUUGAAAAUGAGUUCAUGUGUGUUCCUUACAUAUAUAAAAAAAAAUACUGUUUGUGUCUGUGCUGCUAAACGUAAGAUUGUGUUAUUAACUUCUGUUGUAUAGUUAUAAAAAUUCAAGAAAGGCAGGGAUUGAUAUACAGAAAGUAAAAAGAAAUAAAAAUUAUCAGUUGUUUAAUAUAAAUUUCGUUGUGUAAAACUACAUCAUAUAGUUAUAGAUUCAUGAAAAAAAAAA